Messenger RNA from Penicillium samsonianum, 462 nucleotides. RefSeq lists its product as uncharacterized. The coding region runs from base 1 to 462 and encodes 153 amino acids. The transcript is spliced from 2 exons. The record is from RefSeq and is a predicted model, not a curated record. NCBI's taxonomy places the organism in Eukaryota, Fungi, Ascomycota, Eurotiomycetes, Eurotiales, Aspergillaceae.
AUGAAACUCGCCAUUUCCCUUCUAGCAGCGGUCUUUGCUGCAGUUGCUGCGGGUGAAGAUUAUGUCUGCAACACGAGCGAUGCUAGCCCCUACCUACACAACGUCAACGAGAUGAUUGGCAAUCUCAAUGAUGCGGAAAUAGGUGUGCUCAUCUGCAACCCUGGGCCGGUGAAUGGCUGUGGACAAACCUGGACGGGAUACUCUGGAAGCGGAGGCGCGGCAUUCAUGAUAUGUGGCGGCUCAAUGCGGUGCUCUGGUUCCCCUGGUGGUAUUCCCUGUUCUGUAGGUGCCUGUGGUGGUAUGAGGGUCCGAGGAUUAGCAAGUUAUCUCGAGGCACUUCGCGAUAAAUGCCAGGGCCCAGACUCUAACGGGGAUAUCCGAGUUGGCGGGAUUGUCCGUCUUGUGGAUGCUGAUGGAAGUGGUGGAGACGGUGAGAUCAAGCUCUUCUCGAAGCCUGGUUAA